Molecule: messenger RNA, 3153 nt
Organism: Kalmanozyma brasiliensis GHG001
Lineage: Eukaryota; Fungi; Basidiomycota; Ustilaginomycetes; Ustilaginales
Exons: 1
Coding region: 1-3153 (1050 amino acids)
Source: RefSeq, a predicted model, not a curated record
AUGGAUGGCCGCUCUCCUUCAUCCUCCGACCACUUUGGUCUUCUCUCGCCUUUCCCCUCCUCGUCGAUCGCCAUGUCGCCUCAGUACGGCCACAGCUGUGCGCUCACCAUCCUCAAGGGCGACGCCGAUCACCCCAUCACCGCGCACGAGCCCAUCCACAAGAAGCACGAAUCCUCCAGAGGUCCACUCUCUCCUUCGCAGCCUUCGCGCUUUGCCGCUUCUUUCUCCAAUCUGCGAUCCGCCUCUCACGCCGCUUCCUCUGGUUUCGACUCGAGUGUUCACGUCCACGCAGUCUCGGAUCACGGCAUCCUGCUUCCCUUUCUCGAGCGACCUGCUGAGGUCAAGGAGCUGCUCUUUGAGACCAAGGCCAACGAAACACUGAUGCACCGACUCUGCAGCGUGUUCGGCGGCGACGCGGACCAUCCCCUUCUGCGUGGCAAGGAUGAGCGAUGGGACGAGAUGCUCGAGCUGCUAAUCGAGCUCGAUCGCCCGCUGCUCGACGACGAAGACUGGCUUGCACGUCUCGAAUCGCUCGUCAUGGAGCGCUCUCCGUCAUUGUGGGCUCAACUCGCACGUUGCCUAGGUGCAGACGGCUUGCCGAAUCGUCCUACCGCUCAACCCAGAUCUUCCCGCUUCGACAGCUGGGCCCUGCCCUCGCGCUAUAUGGACGCUAGCCACGACGACAACGAUAGCCCCCUUCCAACGCCAUCCGCCGUGUCUAGCGAAGACGACCACGAUGCUCACAUUGAGCACUCCCUGUUUGUCAACGUCGAACCACUUGCCGCGCUGCCUCAAUCGUAUUCGGAGCAGCCAGCCGGCAAGAUGCAGCAAUCGACCUUGCACGAAGAGGCUUCCCCCGCAGUACCAUCUUCGCAACUUCAACCUCUCCCCGCAGAACGUCACGUCCACCAGACCUCGCCCGGCGAGCUGUUUGCCAUGUCGGCUGACAGACAAGACGCAAACACGACCACCUCCCUGCACGAUAUCAUGGAGGAGUCCCACCCGUCUUCGCUGGUAGGCGAGAACGUCCGCAGCAGGGCUCGAUCGCACUCUGGCAAGUUUGCAGGCCUUCGCAUUUCCGCUCUCAGCUCGUCCAGUCCCCCUGCUUCUCGACGUGCUUCGGAUGCUUCGGUGUUUCACAGAGACGUCUCUUCUCCUCUGCCGACCGGCGUCAUGUCUCCAGCCGGGCUAGCUCCUCACAGCCCCGGCGUCUCUGCCUCGCAACACACCUCGACGUCGUUCUCAAAGCACCGCAGACUCAGCGUGAUGAUGAUGCACAACCAGCCUACGCAGCAGCAUCAAUCGUACGCGCACGACCAUGACAACCUCAAAGAUCUUGACAGUGCCCUGUCACCAACGUCGACAUCUCCACGUCGCCGACGCGGUGUCAGCGAGGCACAGCAUCGCCUUCCUAGCCCAGCUCUUCAUCCGCAUACACGUCGUCGAGCUCGAAGCUUCGCCCGCUCCUUUGCCGAGCUUACUUCUCCUACGCAACAUGUCGAGCAGUUGCGUGCUGAUCACGCCAAGGCUGAAGCAGAUCGCCUCGCUGACAGCACACGACGCAUCAGCCUUCAAGAUACUCACGAGCCAUCGACUGCAUCUGCGCCCGCCGCACCCACCGGCGCUCUGGGACUGCAUGCUAGCCCGGACCCGCUCGAGUCAGCCUCCGCCUCUGUGGCGGGCGACAAGAUUCGACGAGCUUCCCGGCCUCGUAACCACAUUCUAAGUGUCGAUCGCAUGAGCGCUGCUAGCGACGCCGGGUCCGACUCUCCACCCAUCCCGGGCCUGCUCCCCGAUGGUCGCACACGUCAUCCAUCCGGAAGCUGCGGCUCGCGCGACCUCUCCGAAUCCAUCGCCGCCUUUCGCGCCAACAUGGGCCUUUCCAUUUCGCCCUCUCCGAGCGUGCCUGGCUCGCCUAAAGCUGACGAUGCCAAGUCGGACGCAGACAAGUCGACCGACUCGACCACUCGCAAGCGCAAAGGUACCAGCCCCACCGACUUGCCCGCACCCACCUCGAGGACCGCCGACACGGUCGAACCCAAGAUCUCGCGCAGGUCUUCACCGGAUCAGGCGCAGUUCUCCAAGCCCAAACAUAUGGAGGACGUCGAGGCGCGGGUGCAGACCACCGCUGGAAGCGGUCUCGCUCUCGGUGGUGGAUUUUCGCUCGCCAAGUCAGGCGCCAACUUCCGGCGUCAGAGCCACGAUGCUGCGACAAUCCCGCAAGGUGGUUGGCGGGCCAGUUUUGCCCGACGCGACGGCGGGCGUGGGAGAGGUGGGGAGCCGUACUCGCUUCGCUCGCCGCCGGCGGUGCAACGUCGCCCAGGAGGAUUCGUCUCGCUGGCGCAGGAGUACGAGCGCGCGAGGCAGGGACGGCGAUCGAGCGAGGUGGGGUAUUCGAUGCAUAGCGUCGCGGUUGCGAGUUCGUCGGCGAGCAGUCUGCCUGAUGUAGGUGAGGAUCGACGUCGAGGUGAAGAAGAGGAGGCCAGCGAAAAGGAUGCGACCAGUCCCGACGUCGUCAGGGGUGAGCCCACGCCUAUAGCCGUUCCUGGGGGCGGGGUCACGCCCAGAGCCUCCUUCGCCGGGUCACGAUUGACGGGACGUCAGCCGGGCUACCCAUUCCCCGCCGUCACACGCACGCAUGACGAUGCUCCUACAACCCGCACCUUGGCUCCAGCGACACCGCUCAGCCCUUUGCACGCAUGCCCGUCCUCCAACACCAGCGCCCACCCGUCCCCGCGCUCACCCAGCAUCGUCUUCCCCAUCUCCCCCAACCCCUCCAUCUCCCGAGCCCGCGAAUUGUCGAAAGCCCUCACCUCGCCUCGCUGCACCCACGCCUUUUCGCGUAUCACCCAUCUCUGCGGCCGUACCACAUCCGAGUCGAUCCGCGAGCUGCUCAUCAACACCGAGCGGAGCAGCAUGCACGACGAGCAGCUGCUCGAGGAGGUCGCGCGCCGGCUCGGGCUGGUCGACCAUGAACAGGCGCAUAAGGUGGGCGGAACGGAGGCGGAGGAGGCGGAUGUAAGGCUGGCCGAGGAAGGGUACGAGGAGCGAUGGGAGGCGUUUUGCGAGUUGUGCGGUGGGUUGGGCGUGGGGAAUGUCGAGUUGGGGGCCGCGAGGAGGCGGUGCGGGCCUGCGAUCGAUACGUGUAGCUGA